GUGUUUGUGUUUUGUGAAAUUCAUGGAGUUUCAUACGUUUAGUGUUGUAGAAGUCAUCGUGGAAAAAGGUCACCAUGUCUCUAGUAUCGCAAGCGUUCGAGUCGAGCAAGAUUGUGCCCGAUGUCAUCCCGACACCACCCUCUGGUAACAUCGAGCUGAAGUACCCGAGCGGCGCAGUGGCCUCCCAGGGUAACGAGCUGACUCCGACGCAGGUGAAGGACCAGCCCAGCGUCUCCUAUGAAGCCGACCCUAGCGCCUUCUACACUCUCGUCUUUACCGACCCCGACAACUACGACGGUCCGGAACCAGUGUACCGCGAGUGGCACCAUUGGCUGGUUGGCAACAUUCCCGGUAAUGACGUCAGCAAAGGAGAGGUACUGUCAGGCUACAUCGGCUCCGGCCCACCAGAGGGCACUGGCAUCCACAGAUACGUCUACAUCCUCUACAAACAGCCGGGCAAACUGGACUUCGAUGAAAAGAGGCUGACUAACAAGUCUAUCGACGGCCGUGCUGCCUUCUCCACGAAGAAGUUUGCAGAGAAGUACAACCUCGGAGCGCCUGUUGCUGGCAACUUCUACCGCGCACAGUUCGACGACUUCGUCCCAUUGUUGUACAAGAGCCUAGGCGUUUAAACUGAUGUAAAAUGUAAUAUGUAAAUAUUUUAUGGUUAUCUAUUAAGUAUAUUUGUGUGUGUUGUGUUUUA
Spodoptera litura is the source of this 703-nucleotide messenger RNA. Its product is annotated as phosphatidylethanolamine-binding protein homolog F40A3.3-like. Lineage: Eukaryota; Metazoa; Arthropoda; Insecta; Lepidoptera; Noctuidae. The record is from RefSeq and is a predicted model, not a curated record.